AUGAGAGAAAAAGAGUAUUAGGCUGAAUAAGAGAGAUAGGCUAGGCAGAGAUUAGAAUAAUUACUUAAGGAGAAAGAAUAGAUGAUGGUUUAAGGUGGAAAGGGAAGUGAAGAUGAUAAAAAGAAAUACAAGAAAAUUAGAUAAACUAUUGAAUAACAAAAAAAAGAGCACGAAGCUUUGAUACAACAAUAAGAGCAACAAUAAUAAGAGAUGCUAGAGAUUGAAACUAAAUAUCAAAAUGUCCAAGAGGAAGUUGAGAAACUUAGGAAACUUAUUAAAUAUUUAAGAAAAAAGCUAGAAGAAGCUACAAUUGAAUAAAAGGAUUUAAAAAAAGAAGUGGAAUAUGAAAAAGAAGAUUUGUUAGAAACAAUAAGAAAUCAGUAAAAGGAGAUCAAACUCUAUGCAGGUUUAGUGAAAAUGAUGUUUAGUUAGAAGGAACUAGAGACUCUGUAAGCUGCAAGUGAAUGGGAUGAGGAUGCUCAAGAUUAUAAAAUUCCACCCUUUAAUUUUAAAGCUAAAAAAGUAAACUUUCCAUCGCUUCCUUAUAAACAAGCCAUGGAUUUGAUAGAGUUAGAGAAAUCAGAGAGAAUGCUCGAAGUGAAUUCUCGAUAACAAUAAUUUGAAUAUGAAUAGGAUAAUCGAUAAAGGCUCAUUUCUCCUAGGGUGCCUCAGAAAGAACUUUAACAAAAACAAAAUGGAGUUAGUUAACCCUAAUUGGAAAAGGGAUAUUUGGUGGCUGAGAAAAUUAAAUAGAAUUAUUAAAUGCUCGAAUAGCAAGAAGGGAAACUACGCUACCAGAGUGAUUUAGUAAACUAACAAUUUUUAGAGAAGAAACUAAAUCAAAAAAUUAUUCUUAGUCCUAUUGAUAAUAGGGAUAACUCUGUCCCAACUUAACAUAGUUAAUAUAAUUAUAAUGGGUAUUCGAAUAAUAGCAAUUUAUCCCAAGCCACUCCGAAUAAGAUUAAUAAAAAUAUUAAUUUGUAACCACUUGAAUAAAAGGCCUUAUUAAUGUAGAAUGAUGAUUAGUAUAAAAGAAGAUAACACUAAAAAGUGUAAUAAAUUUGA
This is a messenger RNA of Paramecium tetraurelia, 1065 nucleotides long. RefSeq lists its product as uncharacterized. Lineage: Eukaryota; Ciliophora; Oligohymenophorea; Peniculida; Parameciidae. The transcript is spliced from 4 exons. The record is from RefSeq and is a predicted model, not a curated record.